UUCCUUAGCUUAUAUGAUCUCCUCAUCUCUUCUAAACUUCCCCCGAUCUUCGGCCUGAGCUGUAUGCGAGUAACACUCCGUAAGACGGUCACAGUGACGGUGCCGGUGCCCAACUCAUACGCAAAUUGAAUUCCUUUAGAACCUCUAAAACCUCUCAAAAGCUCGAAUUGCAGAAGUUCUUUCCAGAUUAAUUUUUCAAGUGUUGUGGCUGGAAAUCAGUAAUGAAUGAGCUCAUCCCCGGGCCGAGGGCGGCCGCCCCUCCUGCCCUGGCUCAGGGACGGGCCUGAUUGUUAAAAGGAAUGUGGUGUGACUUUUACGGUGUGUUCUAACGAAAGAGUUUGGAGGUAUAGGGAAGGGAAGGAGAGUAUCUUAGAAUUGGUGUGUUCUAAUUCCUAUUACAUUUCAAUAAAUUAAUUUUUUUUAAUGGGGAGGAAUAUGAUAGGCCUCUUGUUCUCCAUGAUUGGUAGCCAAUAAGUAUUUAAUACGGGUUGAGCUUCGUAUUUGUUUGUUGUCAUAUGUUAGGGAAGAGGCAUCACAUGGAAGGAUCUUUAAUGCAGAAUGCUCCUUUUGACCUUUAUUAUAGAGAAAGCAUUGAGCCUUGAUAAUCUCAAGAAAUCAAGGCCACCAUGGCAACCUGAAGUAACAACAAAGAGAAAAUGGUUAGCGGGACUAUAUUUCAUUGUAGGAAAAACUCAUGGCCUCGAGAAGAGUAUGUGAGCAGAGUUACAUUGCAGUUGCUGGAUUUUGAUAGUGCGGCUCCACCUGAGCAAGCUUGGAGGAGGAGGUUGAACAGCCAUGCUAACAUUCUGAAAGAAUUUAGUGUCACAUUUGUGGAAGCAAUUAAGAUGGUUCGUCUCGGUAUUCGUUUGUGGUCGUAUGUUAGGGAAGAGGAAUCACAUGGAAGGAAAGCUCCUAUUGACCCUUUUAAUAGAGAAAGCGCCAAACCUUCAGCAUCUCAAGGAGUACCGCUGGGAGGAAUGGGAAGUGGCAGCAUAUCUAGAGGUUUCAGGGGAGAGUUUAGGCAAUGGCAAAUUAUUCCUGGUCUAUGUGAGGCUUCCCCUGUCAUGGCCAAUCAAUUUUCAAUUUUUAUAUCUCGUGAUGGAGGAAAUAGAAGAUAUGCAUCAGUUUUGGCCCCUGGGCAGCAUGAAGGUUUAGGAAAAUCCAGUAAUCAAGGUAUAUCAUCUUGGGGAUGGAAUUUGGAUGGACAGCAUUCAUCUUAUCAUGCUCUAUUUCCAAGGGCUUGGACAAUAUAUGAUGGUGAACCUGAUCCUGAACUGAAGAUUUCGUGUCGUCAAAUAUCUCCUUUUAUACCUCAUAACUAUAAGGACAGCAGUCUUCCUGCUGCAGUCUUUGUAUAUACGUUGGUGAACAAUGGGAAGGACAGGGCUAAAGUCAGCCUUCUUUUCACUUGGGCUAACUCUGUUGGGGGAGCCUCCCAUCUAUCUGGAGAGCAUGUUAAUGAACCAUUUAUAGGUGAAGACAGCGUUUCUGGUGUUCUCCUGCAUCACAAGACUGCAAAGGACAAUCCUCCAGUCACUUUUGCAAUUGCUGCUUGUGAAACACAGAAUGUGAAUGUGACUGUCCUUCCAUGCUUUGGUUUAGCGGAGGGAAGUUGUAUUACAGCGAAGGAUAUGUGGUCAAAAAUGACACAGGAUGGACAAUUUGACCGGGAGAACUUUAAUGCUGGACCAAGCAUGCCAUCCAUGCCUGGAGAAACACUUUGUGCUGCUGUUUCGGCUUCAACAUGGGUGGAGCCUCAUGGAAAGUGUACUGUUGCAUUUUCUGUUGCAUGGUCUUCCCCUAAAGUAAAAUUUUCAAAAGGAAGCUCUUAUAACAGGCGAUAUACGAAGUAUUAUGGUACAUCUCCACGAGCAGCCAAGGAAUUGAUACAUUAUUCACUCACUAACUAUAAGAGAUGGGAGGAGGAAAUUGAAAAAUGGCAGGAGCCGGUGCUGAAGGAUGAUAGGCUACCAGAAUGGUACAAAUUUACCCUGUUUAAUGAACUAUACUUUUUGGUAGCUGGUGGGACUGUUUGGAUAGACUCUGCCGAGUCAGCUGGAAGUUAUGUUAAUAAUAAAAAGCAGUUGACAGAAGACGAGAACACAAAGAAUACUUCAACAACUAAGGUCGACACUAUAGGAUUGGUGAUUGAGCAUACAAAUGGAGCAAUUUGUGAUAAGGCUGUUGCUCCAAUGGGAGACCAUGGAAAAGGACAUGCUUCAAAGGAAGAGAUAGAAUUACCCUGUAAAAAGGCUAAUCAGUCAUCUGUUUUGGCAGAACCCCAGGAUGGUUAUAAUGAUGUGGGCAGGUUUCUUUAUCUGGAAGGAGUGGAAUACAUCAUGUGGUGCACGUAUGAUGUACACUUCUAUGCAUCUUUUGCGCUGCUUGAUUUGUUUCCAAAAAUUGAACUUAGUAUUCAACGUGAAUUUGCCAAAGCUGUCUUAUCUGAGGAUGGUAGAAGAGUACGGUUCCUAGCAGAAGGUAAUGUGGGAAUUCGGAAGGUAAGAGGAGCUGUUCCUCAUGAUCUGGGAACACAUGACCCGUGGAAAGAGAUGAAUGCCUAUAAUAUACACGAUACAAGCAAAUGGAAGGACUUGAACACCAAGUUUGUGCUCCAGGUCUAUCGGGAUUUCUCUGCAACAGGAGACAUGUCAUUUGGAGCUGAUGUUUGGCCUUCUGUUCGAGCUGCCAUAGAGUAUAUGUAUCAAUUCGACACGGAUGAUGAUGGCCUUAUAGAGAAUGAUGGAUUUCCAGAUCAGACGUACGAUACUUGGACAGUUCAUGGUGUCAGUGCUUAUUGUGGCGGCUUGUGGCUUGCAGCACUUCAGGCAGCAGCAGCAAUGGCUUCUCAACUAGGUGACGAAGAGUUUGGUGAAAAAUGCAAGAAAAAACUUUUGGUGGCUAAAAAUGCCUUUGAAACUAAGUUGUGGAAUGGGUCUUAUUUCAACUAUGAUUCUGGAUCAAGCAGUAACAGUAAAUCUAUUCAAGCAGAUCAAUUAGCUGGACAAUGGUAUACUGCUUCAUCUGGGUUGCCUAAUCUCUUUGAUGACAACCAAAUUAAGAGCACCCUGCAGAAGAUAUUUGAUUACAAUGUCAUGAAAGUUAAAGGAGGUCGGAUGGGUGCUGUAAAUGGAAUGCAUCCCAGUGGGAAGGUGGACGAGACCUGCAUGCAAUCACGUGAAAUUUGGAGUGGAGUUACAUAUGCUGUGGCUGCUACUAUGAUUCUUUCAGGAAUGGAGGAGCAGGGAUUUUCCACUGCUGAAGGAAUAUUUAUUGCUGGCUGGUCUGAAGACGGAUUUGGAUAUUGGUUCCAAACGCCGGAGGCUUGGACACUGGAUGGCCAUUACCGAUCUCUUAUAUACAUGAGGCCAUUGGCAAUUUGGGGAAUGCAGUGGGCAUUAUCUAUGCCUAAAGCAGUUCUUCAGCCACCUAGGAUAAACAUAAUGGACAGGAUCGAUUUGUCUGCUUUGGAUUCAAGAUCUACUUUGAGUUUAACAUCCGCUCGUACUGAGGCAGCUCGCAGAAAAGCUUCUGGGAAAUUGAAGUGUUUUGGCAAUUCAAUGUUUAGUUGUGCAAGUUAGUGUAUGUGUACAUUGUUUUUUGGCGGACAUUCCAGGUUCUUCAUACACAAUAAUGCGGAACCAGCUCCUCAUCUCAAGAUACAAUUGGUUGAACAACAACCAUUUUAUUUCUUUUUCGCGUACGUUGUGGCUCCGUUGUUUCCCAGAAUGUAAGAUAUUAAUGUACUGUAAAAGGAUCACCAUUGAAUAAUUUUGAUGUAUUUGUUACUAACUAGUGAUUCUCUUUCUCCUUUCUCUCUGCGCAAUAAUGGAGUUUGAAGGAAAUGAGGAGUUGUAUUAUAUAAACAUAUAACGUAUAUGAUAAUAUGAAUAUCCAGGUCUUCAAAUAAGGAAUUCAAAGAUCUCUUUACAAAGCA
Molecule: messenger RNA, 3937 nt
Organism: Beta vulgaris subsp. vulgaris (sugar beet)
Lineage: Eukaryota; Viridiplantae; Streptophyta; Magnoliopsida; Caryophyllales; Amaranthaceae
Exons: 21
Coding region: 657-3581 (974 amino acids)
Biological process (GO): glucosylceramide catabolic process; carbohydrate metabolic process
Cellular component (GO): membrane
Molecular function (GO): glucosylceramidase activity; beta-glucosidase activity
Source: RefSeq, a predicted model, not a curated record